CACCGGCCGCUUGUCGCCGUUCUCCGCCUUGUGGCAUGCCCGCAUUGCCUUCCGGCUUCCGGUCUUCCCCCCUUGGCCGCGUCUCUCCUCUUCUGGCGGCCGUCGUCGGCUUCCCUCCACUUCGCCUUCCCCGGAGACUCUCGACGGGCGACGCCGUAAACAGCUCAAGGAUCGAUCAGCUUCUAUUCCAACCCAAUCGCAAGCUUUUGGGGGCCAUAUAACCAGCAGAGAUGGCCGAAUCCUUUGUCCUCAACACCGGCGCAAGAAUACCGUCGGUUGGCCUCGGCAUGGCGAAAACAGAGCCCGGGACCGUCGGGGAGGCCGUCUACGCCGCCGUCAAGGCUGGAUAUCGGCAUAUUGAUUGUGCUCCAGCGUACCGCAAUGAGAAGGAGAUUGGUCUGGCUCUGAAGAAACUGUUUGAGGACUCUGUGGUUAAGCGUGAAGAUUUGUUUAUCUCUUCUAAGUUGUGGUCUGGUAAUCAUGCCCCAGAAGAUGUGCCAGAGGGCAUUGACACUACUCUUGAAGAUUUGCAACUGGAGUACUUAGACCUGUUCCUUAUCCACGCUCCGGUCCGAACUAAUAAAGGAGCUAUCCGAACCGCUGAAAACUAUAUUCCUCUUGAUGUCCCUGCUACAUGGGGGGCGAUGGAGAAGUUAUACGACUCCGGCAAGGCUCGUGCAAUCGGCGUGAGCAACUUUUCUUGCAAGAGGAUGGAGGAUUUGCUUGCCAUUGCUAGAGUAACUCCUGCUGUUAACCAGGUUGAGUCCCAUCCAGGUUGGCAGCAAAUGAAACUCCGCGAACUUUGCCGGUCAAAGGGUGUUCAUCUUUCUGCAUAUUCACCCUUAGGUAGACCUGGAUCACCUGCGUUCACGGGUCCAAGCUUUCUUAGCAACCCUAUUGUCGUCUCUAUUGCCGAGAAGUUGCAACGAAGUCCUGCACAGGUUGCUCUACGCUGGGGUCUUCAAGUGGGUCAGAGUGUCCUUCCAAAAAGCAUCAAUGAAACAAGGAUAAAGGAGAACUUUAACAUAUUUGACUGGUCUAUUCCUGAAGAUUUGAUGUCAAAGUUCUCUGAAAUCCCGCAGGCAUGCCUUAAGACUCUAAGAGCUGAAUUUGUAGUUCACCCCCAAGGUAUUUACAAAACCGUGGAGGAUUUUUGGGAUGGUGAAAUCUGAAGUGUAUGAAGUUCUGAUGAAGGAUGGCAUUAUAUCAUGCUAGCGUACUUCUUGUCAUUGGUUGUAGGGCACCGCUAGGCAUCAGACUACGGAUGUUUGGCUCCCUGUCAGACCAGUCCUUGUCCGUUCGAUCCAAAGCACGGUAGACGUCCGAUAUACUGGAAAUUUUGCUGCUAGUGCAUAACGAGUUUCGUCGAUCAAGGAAGCAUAAUGUAUGACAUUGAGCAUCUUCCGCACACCAAUAUUUGCUUCCAUCUUCGUUUGUAAUAUUUGCUCCAUAUAAAACUAUCUCCUAGUAUCAAAUAUUUUCUGUCAGAAGCAUUGUUCCACGGACUAGAGAUUUCAUGAACCAAACAGUGAUUUGCUUCCAUCAAAAAGAAAAAUUAU
Molecule: messenger RNA, 1559 nt
Organism: Triticum aestivum (bread wheat)
Lineage: Eukaryota; Viridiplantae; Streptophyta; Magnoliopsida; Poales; Poaceae
Product: NADPH-dependent aldo-keto reductase, chloroplastic-like
Exons: 9
Coding region: 231-1172 (313 amino acids)
Molecular function (GO): oxidoreductase activity
Source: RefSeq, a predicted model, not a curated record